AUGUGCCAUCGUAUGAUCAAAAACUUUCACGAUAGACUUCAGCAUGACCACCAGAGUCAUGACAGUCAAAUAAGCAAUACGCGGUCUUUUAAAAGUUGCGUAUAUUUCACAAAUUGGGCAGUCUAUGAAAAGAAGCAUUUUCCAUGCGAUAUUCCCUAUGAGUACUAUAGCCACAUUUUCUAUGCUUUCAUUGCAGUAGACCCAUUAACUGGUAAACUUAAAUUUACAGAUGAAUGGUGUGACUUGCAAAUGCCCUUAAAGUCACUUGUUCCUGGAGAAACGGUGUUGGGUAAUAUUCAACAGCUUAACCAGAUGAAGAAGUUGAAUCGUCAAUUAAAAGUUUGUAUGUCCAUUGGUGGUUGGGGUACACAUACUCAGUUUGAAGCAGUAGUUCAAGAUCCCGAAAAGCAACAUAGCUUUGUAAAGAGUGUAGUGGAAUUUGUUGAAAAAUAUCAUUUUGAUGGAGUCGAUAUAGAUUGGGAAUACCCCAAAAACUUGUCACAGGGUAAAGCGUUGGCCAACCUUUUGAAAGUUUUGAGACAUGCGUUGCCUCCACAACGUCUAUUGACUAUUGCAGCACCUGGUGGCCAUGAGCAUAUAAAGCAAUUACCAAUAAAGGUCAUGGACCAGUACCUUUCCUUUUGGAACUUGAUGGCGUACGACUUUUCAGGGCUGGGGUGGUCAGAAAAGGUGGGUUACCACUCGAAUCUAUUUGGCAACAAUGGUGACAAUGACAUGUGCGCCGAUAGUAUAGUCAAAGCGUAUACAAAACAUGGUGUUUCACCUCAGAAAUUGGUAUUGGGUAUGCCGAUGUAUGCACGUAUUUUCUCAGGAGUGCAAGAAGGCCACGUAGGAUCGAAAUUUGCCAAAACAGACAAAGAAGAUACAUUGGGAUACAAUAAAAUCAAGGAUAUUCUCGGCAAUGCCAAAGACCAGAAUAUUCUUGAACAUGGUUUUGAUGUUAAAAAAGUGGCUGCAUUUGCUUAUAAUCUCAAGACUAAACAGUUUAUCACUUAUGAUAACGUGCAGAGUGCAAAGAUCAAGGGAAGUUAUGUUAAGCUGCAUGAAUUGGGUGGUGGUAUGUGGUGGGACUCUUCUGGCGACAGACCAAUCUCAAACAAUUGCAAAGACAAUGAGUCGUUGGUGUACCACUUUGUUGACCAAUUGGGUGGAUGUAAAGCAUUGGAAGAUUCACAAAAUUCCCUUCACUAA
Lodderomyces elongisporus is the source of this 1212-nucleotide messenger RNA. It is a transcript of the gene CHT4, whose product is annotated as putative chitinase. Lineage: Eukaryota; Fungi; Ascomycota; Pichiomycetes; Serinales; Debaryomycetaceae. Gene Ontology annotation, biological process: carbohydrate metabolic process; chitin catabolic process. Bases 1 to 1212 code for a protein of 403 amino acids. The transcript has a single exon. The record is from RefSeq and is a predicted model, not a curated record. Gene Ontology annotation, cellular component: extracellular region. Gene Ontology annotation, molecular function: chitin binding; chitinase activity.